Molecule: messenger RNA, 1881 nt
Organism: Pogona vitticeps (central bearded dragon)
Lineage: Eukaryota; Metazoa; Chordata; Lepidosauria; Squamata; Agamidae
Gene: PDK2
Product: pyruvate dehydrogenase kinase 2
Biological process (GO): regulation of glucose metabolic process; protein phosphorylation
Cellular component (GO): mitochondrion
Molecular function (GO): pyruvate dehydrogenase (acetyl-transferring) kinase activity
Source: RefSeq, a predicted model, not a curated record
GAGUUUGGCAGGGGUGCCAGUCGGCCGCUGGACGGUCCCUCUCUAAGGCGGCAGGGGGAAAGAAACCCCCGUUACCGACAGUCCCUUCCUCCAUCCCCGAGAGCGGCCUGCCCAGGCCUGGCGGCGGCGGCGACACCAUGCGCCUCCUGCGGUGUUUGCUGAAGGGCCAGUCGGCGCUCGCCGGGGCUCCCAAGUACGUCGAGCACUUCAGCAAGUUCUCGCCGUCGCCGCUCUCCAUGAAGCAGUUCCUGGACUUCGGAUCCAGCAAUGCCUGUGAGAAGACCUCAUUCACUUUCCUCCGCCAAGAACUUCCUGUCCGGCUGGCCAACAUCAUGAAGGAAAUCAACCUUCUCCCAGAUCGUGUGCUGAGCACUCCCUCAGUUCAACUAGUGCAGAGUUGGUAUGUGCAGAGCUUGCUGGACAUCAUGGUGUUCCUGGAUAAAGACCCUGAGGAUCAAACAGCACUCGGACAGUUCACAAAUGCCCUGGUCACAAUCCGUAACCGUCACAAUGAUGUGGUCCCCACCAUGGCGCAAGGUGUGAUCGAGUACAAAGAAGCGUAUGGGGAUGACCCUGUCUCCAACCAGAACAUCCAGUACUUCCUGGACCGCUUCUAUCUUAGCCGCAUCUCCAUCCGUAUGCUCAUCAAUCAACACACUUUGCUUUUUGAUGGCAGCACCAACCCAGCCCACCCCAAGCACAUCGGCAGCAUUGAUCCCAACUGCAUUGUCUCAGAUGUGGUCAGAGAUGCUUUUGACAUGGCCAAGCUGCUGUGUGACAAAUACUACAUGGCUUCUCCCAACCUGGAGAUACAGGAGGAGAAUGCCAUCGGAACAAGACCCCAUCUGUGGCCUACUAACCAGCCUGGGCAGCCCAUCCACAUGGUUUACGUUCCUUCUCAUUUGUACCACAUGCUCUUUGAGCUGUUCAAGAAUGCUAUGAGGGCCACUGUUGAAAGCCAUGAGUCCAAACCCACAUUGCCACCCAUCAAGGUGCUGGUGGCCUUGGGACAUGAAGACCUUUCCAUCAGGAUGAGUGACCGAGGAGGCGGGGUCCCUCUCCGCAAGAUUGAACGACUCUUCAGCUACAUGUAUUCGACAGCUCCUAAACCAGAGUUGGGCAGUGGGGGGACUCCCUUGGCUGGCUUUGGCUAUGGACUCCCUAUUUCCAGACUGUAUGCCAAGUAUUUCCAAGGUGACCUUCAGCUUUUUUCCAUGGAGGGAUUUGGGACAGAUGCAGUCAUCUAUUUGAAAGCCUUGUCAUCGGACUCUGUGGAGAGGCUUCCAGUGUACAACAAGUCAGCAUGGCGUCACUACCAGACAACCCAGGAGGCAGAUGACUGGUGUGUGCCCAGUACAGAACCCAAGAAUACCUCCACGUACCGGGUGACAUAAAUUAAAACUUUGUUUGAGAAAAGGCAUCUACCCCAACCUCCUAAGUGCAGAAGCCAAACUUGUUGAGGAGAGGAGAGAGAGAGAGAUGAUCAUCACCAGCACGAAUGCACUUCGUGGACUAUUCUUAUUGGCUGGCCUGGACAGUGCACCAGCCAAUCCAAAGCCUGAUGACGUUCUCAGUUUUGUUUUCAGAAGUAUGUUGUGUAGAUCCAUUGCUGUCCUAACCCUGCAUGAAACAUCUCCUUGACCUGUCUACCCCAAUCCUAUCUAGCAGAUGAGAGUUUGCCUUCCAAAGAUCUGUUCUCAUCCUGUUUGGUGGUAGCUUGCAUCACUUUUUGUUACUCUUGAAUCAUAACACAGACGAACUUUAGAGCUUCAAGACAUGGGCAUUAAAAUUUCGAGAUGAACCAAGCAAUUCUACAGAAAAGAACGGAGGCAGAAACUGACAUGUGUGCUGGUUGUGUUAUAUUUCCUGGCCAGGAGGGGG